Molecule: messenger RNA, 927 nt
Organism: Lachancea nothofagi CBS 11611
Lineage: Eukaryota; Fungi; Ascomycota; Saccharomycetes; Saccharomycetales; Saccharomycetaceae
Source: the annotation of a GenBank genome assembly
AUGACUCAAAGCAAUGGACCAGUGAAAAUAGAUUCCAAAGCGGUGGCACAGACGCUGCUAGAUCAAUAUGAUACGUUCUUAUUCGAUUGCGACGGUGUAUUAUGGCUCGGAACACACCUAUUGCCUCACAUCAAAGAAACGUUGGAUUUGCUUAUCGCAAACGGAAAGACCCUCUACUUUGUUACAAACAACUCUACAAAGUCUCGUGCAGCUUACGCCAAGAAAUUUGCGUCCUUUGGGGUCACCGUCAGCGAGGAUCAAAUCUUCACAUCCGGCUAUGCUUCUGCCUUGUAUGUGAGAGACUCGUUGAAGCUUCAGCCCGGAAAGGACAAAGUUUGGGUAUUCGGAGAGUCUGGUAUUGCUGAAGAGCUAAAAUUAAUGGGCUUCGACUCUCUUGGCUGCAACGACCCCAGGUUGGAUCAAGCGUUUGACAUUACGACGUCGCCCUUUAUUACUGAAGGUUUGGACCCCAGCGUCAAGUGUGUCAUUGCUGGUCUUGACACUAAAGUUAAUUACCAUCGUCUUGCUAUCACAUUGCAGUAUUUGCAGCAGCCAGACGUGAAAUUCGUCGCCACUAACAUUGACUCUACCUAUCCCAACAAGGGCUAUAUUCUACCCGGUGCGGGCUCUAUGAUCAACUGUGUUGCUUUCGCCUCUGGUAGAGAGCCUGCUGCGUGUGGAAAACCCAAUCCCAACAUGCUAAACGCUAUCGUUACGGCUAAAAACCUUGAAAGGUCUAAGUGCUGUAUGGUGGGUGACAGAUUGAACACCGAUAUCAGGUUCGGCGUCGAGGGUAAACUUGGAGGUACUUUACUGGUCCUUACCGGUAUCGAGACCGAAAAGAAUGCCUUGGAUACGUCUGGCGAUCAUCCUCUGCCCAAAUACUACGCGGAUAAGUUGGGUGAUAUCUACGAACUGAUCAAUUAA